CCGGUUCCUUCACCCACGAUAAAGCCACGCCUGCGUAUGUGGCUCCGAAUCCGUCCUCCCACAUCGCAGGCUCACUGACACGCAGCAGUCCCCGCUUGCCGCUUUGCUGGUAUCUCGUGUACUCUCCGCUCGCGCCUCUUCUCUUCCCACAGGUUGGUCUGCUCGCGUCUGACACUUCUUCCUUCGCCAUCUCCACUUCAUCUUGUUAGCUUUACAGGAUUAGCACCGUCGCGCAGAGCCCCAGAGAAUCAUCUUUCCAUUUGCAUAAAUUGACAGGUGGCUGCAGAAAUUCUCAUCUCUUGGACGCAACCGGAAGCCACUAUCAAAUGUCGUCCGCAAAAAUAACACCUACAGCCUCUGUCCUCUCUUCAACGAUGAAAAACCUGGGCUUUGGUCUCCACCUCCCAAGCUACACCGUCCUACCCAGCAACUUCAAACAGCGCUAUGGUUGCUCCCAAAGAAGACUCUGCAUAAUGGCGAAGUCAUUGGCCUCGAACCCUCUAGAAGUCUGUGCUAAGGCAUCUGUAACCAUCCCUAACAAGUUGGGUGACUGUCCCUUUUGUCAGAGGGUACUAAUGACCAUGGAGGAAAAGCAACUUCCUUAUGACCUCAAAUUGGUGGAUUUGGGUAACAAACCAGAAUGGUUUUUGAAAAUCAACUCAGAAGGUAAAGUUCCAGUGGUGAAACUUGAUGAGAACUGGGUUGCAGAUUCAGAUGUCAUCACACAAUCCCUGGAAGAAAAGUACCCCGAUCCACCAUUGAAGACCCCAGCUGAGAAGGCUUCAAUCGGGUCAAAAAUAUUUUCAACAUUUAUUGGUUUUCUCAAGAGCAAAGAUUCCUCUGAUGGCACUGAGCAGGCACUCCUUAAUGAACUCAGUUCUUUCAAUGACCAUAUCAAAGAAAAUGGCCCUUUUAUUAAUGGGAAGGAGAUCUCUGCAGCAGACUUGUCCUUAGGGCCAAAGCUACACCACAUGGAGAUUGCUUUGGGUCAUUAUAAGAAUUGGUCAGUGCCGGACACUCUACCUUUUGUGAAGUCUUACAUGCAGAGUGUCUUUUCUAGAGAUUCUUUUGUCAAAACACGAGCACUUAAGGAGGACGUCAUAGCAGGAUGGCGUCCGAAAGUCAUGGGUUAAACAUGUCUCCAGGCGCUUUAUGCCAUUGCUGGUGAUUUCGGAUGUGCACACCCUAUACUCUAGUAGACUCUGCAAACUACAACGAUCGGUGGAUGGAUUCACCGUGCUUUUGGAUGCAGAGUUAAUUGGUAGAAUAGUCAAUUCUACUUUUUGCUGUCUUGUUAAGGCGAUGGACUUGUAAUUUAUUAAAUGCGGUUUUAGCUAGAGUUUACUUAGGGUCCAUCACAAGCAUUGCGUCGUAUGAGGCUUGAGAUGGCACUAUAUCGGCUUGUUCCCAGUGUUACCAUGUAAAGCAGGCUAUUCUAUUUGUAAAUCCAACCUCUCCCCGUUUCCCAUCA
Eucalyptus grandis is the source of this 1471-nucleotide messenger RNA. RefSeq names its product glutathione S-transferase DHAR3, chloroplastic. Bases 327 to 1133 code for a protein of 268 amino acids. The transcript is spliced from 7 exons. The record is from RefSeq and is a predicted model, not a curated record. Gene Ontology annotation, molecular function: glutathione dehydrogenase (ascorbate) activity. Gene Ontology annotation, biological process: ascorbate glutathione cycle; cellular oxidant detoxification; protein glutathionylation. NCBI's taxonomy places the organism in Eukaryota, Viridiplantae, Streptophyta, Magnoliopsida, Myrtales, Myrtaceae.